CAAAUACGUGGUGGAAAUCGUUUUUGUCGCUUGUCAGCGUACAUUGUACAUUCCUCUUCUGUCAGAAGAUGGCGUGACAGAGCCGCCGCACGACCGUGGCCAGGCUCCCACCGGGCGGCUUCGGGAGGCGGCGCGCUGCUCCUUAUUGUUCCUGAAGAAAAGCUCGGAUAGCGUCGCACACGUUUUCCAGCAUUUGUCCAAAUGGCUGCCGCGCAGAACCAGCGUCCCACCUGAGAGCGGAAAGCCUUAGUUCGGGAAACGGGACCGACCGACCGGCCGGCCCCCGCUCGGUGACGGAUAUACCGACAAACCCGACGGAGCAGCCGGGAAAGAGGAACGAGCAGACGGGAACGGAUCGAGAGCGGGCGCCACCAGCUCCGCCAUGGUUGAGCCAGCUGACGGAGCCUCCGCCACCGGCCAUAGGCUGGGCGCCCCCGAAAGCUUUGGGGUGUCCACCCUGGAGCCUGGUCUGCGGCCGCCGACGCAGGCGCCGGGGAGGAAAGUCUCUCUCAGGGUGCAGAUGUUGGAUGACACACAGGAAGUCUUCCAGAUAUCGCAACGCUCCCCCGGCAAAGUGCUGUUUGACCUUAUUUGCGUCCAUCUCAACCUGGUGGAGGGAGACUACUUUGGGCUGGAGUACCAGGACCAGCGCAAGAUGACAGUAUGGCUGGACCUGCUGAAGCCAACGAUGAAGCAGAUCCGACGGCCAAAGAACACCAUUCUUCGUUUUGUGGUCAAGUUCUUCCCUCCCGACCACACGCAGAUCAUGGAGGAGCUGACUCAGUCCGAGAUCGGAGACUUUGAUGACACCCAGAGCUGGCAGCAUCUCCUCCACAAUAAAUACCUGCCAGACCAAGACGCCAUCCGGGACAAGAUCACCGACUGCCACCGCAAACACGUCGGACAGACCCCCGCUGAGUCGGACUACCAGCUCCUGGAAAUCGCCCGGCGGCUUGAAAUGUAUGGCGUUCGCCUCCACCCAGCAAAGGACCGCGAGGGGACCAAACUCAGCUUGGCUGUGGCCCACACCGGCGUGCUCGUGUUCCAGGGGUACACCAAAAUAAAUGCCUUCAACUGGUCGAAGAUUCGCAAACUCAGCUUCAAACGCAAACGGUUUCUGAUCAAGCUGAGAGGUGACCCUGCCCAAAGUGGUCACCAUGACACGCUGGAGUUUGCAAUGGCCAGCAGGGACUGCUGUAAAAUCUUCUGGAAGAUCUGCGUCGAGUAUCACGCCUUCUUUCGGCUCUUCGAGGAGCCCAAGCCCAAACCCAAGCCCAUCCUCUUCACCAGAGGAUCCUCAUUCCGCUUCAGCGGUCGCACCCAGAAGCAGAUCAUUGAUUAUGUGAAAGACGCCGAGCUCAAAAAGGUUCCCUUUGAAAGGAAGCACAGUAAGAUUCUGUCCGGUAGCAGCGUGCCCCACCAGUCCUCCUCCCUCAGAUCGCAAGUGCCAAAGGAGAGUGUCACAUCCGUGCCGAUGGAAGGUCGACCAGACCCGGCGGGGCAAGCGGGCACCAACGGCGCCCGGGAACCGUCGGGGGCCACGUCCGCCGCCAACGGCUUCCGCGAUCACAGCGCAGCUCCCGGCUCGGAUGGCAGGCAGGAGCACAAAGGCACGGGCUUGCCGUCGGACAAACGUCUCCUCAAUCCAGGUCCAUCGUGCCGGGCAAACAAAGGCAGCAGUUCUUCCAUCCCGUACAUCGACUGCAGCGAUGUAGACAGCGAAUGCGACGGCGCAAAGAGCGGCGCGGGCCGAAGCCGAGCCAAUGGCGGCGACGACGCCGAGACCGAUAAGCGCGCGGGUUGUUACGCUUCCGGCGGGGGCCCCGACGGCAGCUUGUUCGGGCUCGUCAAUGGCUUCUACCACACGAAUCAUCCGGGCUUGAUGCAGCAGCAGGACGGGAAGGCUCAACCGCGAGCGACGCCACUGGCUAACAGAAAUGGCGGCGACCCUUCGCGGUCCAACCGAGUCGGGAACGGUAGCCGCGAGAUCGACGACGAUGACAGUUUGUCAAAUAACAACAGCGGUUGUUAUGGCGGGCGCCCGCCGCCGCUGCAUAGUACGCUGCUGGACGAGAUCUUUCAGGGUCGCGAGACGCGGCCCUUCGGGGCGGGCACCCAAAGUCAUCAGUGCUCCAGCCCGCUCAUGAGCAGCUUCCACCAGCGCACAAACUCGCUCGGUCACGGCGAGGUCGCCAACGGUCACCCUCGCUGGGAUGACGCCGGGCAUGACUUCAGUAAACGUCCCGGCGGCACGCCCGCCGUCCCGCCGCCCCGCCGCUACGGCAGCUGCUCGCCCGUCAGCGUCGUUUCCAACGGCACGCCCGCCCGUUCGGCCAAGCAUUGCAACGACAACUUGCGUAAUCGCUCCGAUACGGAUCCGUUCGUUCUCAGCCGGCUCACGUCCACACCCGUCUACCCGAGCGGCGCGCAUCAUCACGCCGGGCUGCGCGCUCCGACUCCUUGUUCGGCCCCGCUGGAGCGAAGAAUGAUCAUAACUAACGGUAAUCAUCGCGGGCCCCUCCUGAUUCCGGCUCAGCCGCGUUCCAAUACAUUGCAGCGCUCCUUUGGCCAGCGCGGCGCGCCCGCAGCUCAGAACAACCGCAACAAUCUAAACCGGACGGUUCAAAUGAUCGACGGCUCCACCAGCAGCGGCAGCGACACGAGCGACACCGAGUCGGACGCCGGCAGCGGCGCUUACGGCCCCCCGCUCGUGUUCGGCAAUCCCGCCGCCGUCGGCUCCGCCAAUUCGGUCCACUCCAACGGCGUGAGCUCGCCUCCGCUCGCGCACUGCAAAUUCUCUUUCGGGAGUCUCAAGCUGGUGGACGCCAAUGACGGCGAGGCGGAGCAAGGUUGCUACGCUUGCACCGGCGAGGAUGCGGGAGGUCGCGUUUUCAGCUGCUAAGGGCAAGGAAGUCAAGCGUCCGUGGCAUCCAGACGCGGUUGCUUGGAGGCGGGAUGCGGGCGGCCAGGCAAUCGCAGCUCUUUUGCUCGCUUUCACAACAUUGUGCUUAUUUUAGGGGUCCUUGCGUCGUUGAACUCGACAGGAACCAAAACAAAUAUUUGCUUCAAUUUGAAUUUUUGCCAGGGGCUGUGCACGCGAGUUUAGAUUGGGAGUCCGGAUUCGUUGUUGGCGCAAGACGUUGUGCCACGUGGGCGCCAGCCAAUCAGUGGGAGUCCAAAUUCUGACUCACGCUUGUUUCAUUCAAGAUUCAGUCACUUUGGACUGAGAUCCUCUCGAAAGCGGGGGUGCCCGACCUUUUUUUGGACCCAAGAUCGAUUUUUCAAGCAACCGCCUCCCAUGAUUGAUCCGUUAGCGCACGCAAACCGCGUGAACGAAACAGCAACAGUUUGUCAAAUCACUGCUCACCUUAGUCGAGACCUGACGCGGAGGCACGGGCCGCACUUUUGCAGCCUCUCAAGUGCACAAACUGUCGUCCGUGUAUCUUUUGAAAACGCUUCUACCGGCGCUCCAGACUGCCAACCUUUGCCAAUGCCAUCGCUGAAACGAACAACGCUAGUGCAGACUGCCGACCGCUAACAGCUUCCGGUGAUGCAGAUCGUGCGCCACCGUAGGUUCAAGGUGAACCUGCUUUUUGAUUUGAUUCGAUUUUUUCUAGACUUAAUUAAACAAAGACGCACACUUUUUUGCUCUCUGCGUCCCCUUCCACCCUGACGAUGUAUUUUGAAGCGGUCCGCGGGCUAGCGGCGAUCGCGAUCGGCUGGUUGGGCACCCUUGCUCUAAACCGACCGUACAAUUCUAAGCGAAGAAAAUUUCAAGUUGAGCAGGAGUUGUUAUCCGAGUUGUUUGAAUCCACCUCUUCUUCUGGAUUCCAAACAACGUGGCCGUUGGGAACGCUAAGAUGAUGAUGCGACUACUCUGCGGUGCUGCGGGUGAGCCCAACCGAGUCGUCGGAUUGACUGUAACGUCACCAAGAAGUCGACUGGCGUGGUUUAGUCAUAAUGCUAAUGAGAG
Molecule: messenger RNA, 3973 nt
Organism: Hippocampus comes (tiger tail seahorse)
Lineage: Eukaryota; Metazoa; Chordata; Actinopteri; Syngnathiformes; Syngnathidae
Product: FERM, RhoGEF and pleckstrin domain-containing protein 1-like
Exons: 13
Coding region: 383-2902 (839 amino acids)
Cellular component (GO): cytoskeleton
Molecular function (GO): guanyl-nucleotide exchange factor activity
Source: RefSeq, a predicted model, not a curated record